CCCCGCGAAGCCUGUGCUCAAGCUUCCUGCUCGACCUGGCAGCAGCCCGUCUCCUCCUGGUGCCCCUCCUCCGGCCCUGUGUUUUCCUCAGCAGGUCCAGCGCAACAGUUAAGCUGUGUCACUCCAAGCAGCCUGCGCCUAUGAGAUCCUGAGAUGAAGUCACAUGAUGAUGGAGAGAGGAGAGAGGGACAGUCAGACAAAGAUUAACUAUGAAUGGGAGAUGACAACAGACUCAGACAGACACAGAGACAUACUCGUACUCCUCUCCCUUUGCUGUAGCGCACACUACUACCGCUGCAGUCAUAACGAUACAAGUGGAGAUGAAGAGAGGAGCGAAUAGAGGGGAGGAUGGUGGAGUGAGGCAGGGCGGGGCUGCUGAGUGACGGACUGAAAGGGCGAAAGGCAGGACAGGGAGGAAGCUGCUCAACAGACGACCAAAUAACAGAAGGAGGAGGAGGAGGGAGAAAGAGAGAGAGAGAAUAUGUGUAUCCACAGGGCGUGAGUGCCGGCAGCAGAGGAGGGGGGGGGGCUUCCAGACUGGAUGGGCCCAGCGAUGCCUUGAUGGAGUAUGGGCCAGGUUUUAGGAUUCUCCCACUGCCAGGAAUAUGGCUCUGUGGCAUCCACUCCAGACUCAACGCCACCGUGCACCGAUGGCGGAAACGAGGAGUCGGAGAUGUGUGAGCUGCAAACAGCCAGGGAGUGGUCUGACGAUGAGGAGGGGGGAGAUGAAGGUCCAGAUGAUGAUGAGGGACUGGCUUCAUCCCCAUCCAUCUGGGGCACGCCACGUCAAAACCCCUCCGAACUGACUUUUUCUUUCAUCGCCAUCGCCGAGGCAGAGGCGGUGGGAGCCUCACGACACCUCCGUGACCGACGCAGGGCGGGCUCUCGGGGAAGUCGCACUCCUCUAAUCCGCACGGACACCUUAGAAACACUGUUGGACUCCCCUGAUGUAGACUGGGACCCAGAAGCUUUCCUCAGUCGAGAGGAAGAAGAUGAGGUGCCAGAAAGGAGAGAACUUGAGAGGGUGGAGGCGAGGACAGUGAGUGUAGCGGGAACGAGGGAAAGAGAGCCGCACAGACAAACUGAGACUAUUACAAUCCAGCCCUCUCCCCAAAAUCUGGACCCAGAAACUCAGGGGAGAGAUGCAGCAAUCCAAAGAGAGGAGAUUCAGAGCAGUACGACCGGGACUGUCCAGCCUCCCUCUCCGCCCCCAUCUUCCCAGCAGCAGAGCCCCACACAGAUACUUCAGGCAGCAGCCUCACCGACCCCCGAGCCAGAGUCUCCCGUCACCAGGGAAACCAUCUCAGUCAAGCUGCUCACAUCUGUGCGACCCAGAGGCCCAGCAUCCUCGUCGUCAGCGGACAUUGGUCUAAAUUCUCAGGAACAGCUGGUCAGCGAUCACUGGUUUUCAGCACUUAACCUAUCAGAGGACCCGACAGUAUGCACCCACAUAGCAGUGAUGGACCUAAUUUACUGGAAGGACACAGAGCGAACGGGCAUGGUGCUAACAGGGCUGGUGGUGGGCCUGCUGUCCUUGUUCCAGCUCAGCAUCAUCAGUGUGGUCUCCACAGUCUCCCUGGCUGUCAUGUGCUUCACCAUCUCCGUCCGCAUCUACUACCAACUCCUCUACGCCCUCAGCUGGGGCGAUGGAGAGCACCCCUUCAAGUCAUACUUGGACCUGGACAUCAGUUUCAGUGGAGAGCAGGCUGACCUCUACAUGCAGAAAGCUAUCGUCAUGGCUCUGUCUGCUGUUGACACUAUGAAGAGACUCUUUUUUGUUGGAAACCUUUUUGAGUCCAUCAAGUUCCUGGUUCUGAUGUACCUUGUGACGUACCUAGGAGACCUGUGCAAUGGCCUUACUCUGAUCAUCAUCAGUGUGAUUGCUGUCUUUUCUUUGCCACUUUUCUACAGACAACGCCAGGAGCAAGUGGACAACCUCUUUGUGAAAAUCCAGGCCCACAUUGACAACAUCAAGGACUUCUUUAAAAGGCUGGCCCAGGGCGGUGGCCCUCCUCCUGACCCAACUCCUGGUGGCGCCAAACCCAAAAUCCAGUAAAUACCGAUGAACAAGAACUUAAAGACAAGAUCCCAGAGUUACAGGCUGUCACUCAGAUGUCUUACCCAGCAGUCUGUGCUCAGAGCUCCAGAGAACAGAGCAUCAGAGACUGGGGAAGGGAAGGGAUGUUACUUAAAGAGACAAUGAUGAGGAUUACGCAUGGUACUUUAUACUGACUCUAUCUAAGUUGUGGGGUUAGAGGUUGGGGUUGGGUUCAAACUUAAUCAAGGUGAAAUCAAGGUGUAUGAAUCUUGGAUGAGACUUUUGCUGCUGAUGACGUCAGAGAUGGAAAGACACACCAGUACGGCUCGUCACGUGUGACCAUCUUUGGAAAUAUUUAUUGUUUUUAAAAUGUAAAAAUGAUUCAAGAAGUGUCUUAGAUGGAGCUGUGAUCCAAAUGAGGUACUAAGACCAGAAAAGGGAAGUUCCCACUCCGACAGCUACACACCUGGGAAAUAGGAAGUCAGUUUUUAAGGUCAUUUAGGCUAAAGGACAAAAAAAAAAAAACUGGGGAUAUCAUCAUUUAUGGCAGCAUAAAACUGGCAAUUAAGAAUGCAUGUGUCAGCACAUGUACUUUUCUGAAUGCAUAUUCAUUCUCAUGACUGUUUAUCUGUGUAUGCAAGUGUGAGUGUGUUUGUAUGUAUGUAAUUCCUGACAUACCGCUUGCUGAAAUGUUACCUACAAGCAAUUAAAGUCACAUUUCUUCUUUA
Messenger RNA from Toxotes jaculatrix (banded archerfish), 2766 nucleotides. RefSeq names its product reticulon 2a (gene rtn2a). Bases 569 to 2056 code for a protein of 495 amino acids. Lineage: Eukaryota; Metazoa; Chordata; Actinopteri; Toxotidae. The transcript has 11 exons. The record is from RefSeq and is a predicted model, not a curated record.